Messenger RNA from Fraxinus pennsylvanica, 1917 nucleotides. The record is from the annotation of a GenBank genome assembly. NCBI's taxonomy places the organism in Eukaryota, Viridiplantae, Streptophyta, Magnoliopsida, Lamiales, Oleaceae.
AUGGCUGCAUCUUUUUCAGUACCUUCAAUGAUUAUGGAAGAAGAAGGAAGAUUUGAAGCAGAAGUAGCAGAGGUGCAAGCAUGGUGGAACUCUGAGAGGUUCAAGCUAACCCAAAGGCCAUAUUCAGCGAGAGACGUCGUUGCACUACGCGGUAAUCUCAAACAAAAUUAUGGAUCGAAUGAAUUGGCCAAGAAACUAUGGAGGACUCUCAAAACUCACCAAGCCAAUGGCACUGCCUCAAGAACCUUUGGUUCACUUGAUCCUGUACAAGUUACUAUGAUGGCUAAGCAUUUGGACACAAUCUAUGUCUCCGGGUGGCAAUGCUCGUCAACCCACACAACCAGCAAUGAACCAGGUCCUGAUCUUGCCGAUUAUCCCUAUGAUACUGUCCCCAACAAAGUCGAGCAUCUUUUCUUCGCGCAGCAGUAUCAUGAUCGGAAGCAAAGAGAGGCAAGGAUGAACAUGAGCAGGGAAGAGAGGGUUAGGACUCCGUACAUUGACUACUUGAAGCCGAUUAUUGCGGAUGGUGAUACCGGAUUUGGUGGUGCUACUGCCACAGUUAAGCUCUGCAAGCUGUUUGUCGAGCGUGGUGCAGCCGGUGUCCACAUUGAGGAUCAGUCCUCCAUGACGAAAAAAUGUGGACACAUGGCUGGCAAGGUGCUCGUGGCGGUCAGUGAACACAUCAAUAGGCUCGUGGCUGCGAGGUUGCAGUUUGAUAUUAUGGGUGUUGAAACCGUUUUAGUGGCUCGUAUUGAUGCUGUUGCAGCGACAUUGAUCCAAACCAAUGUCGAUACACGGGAUCAUCAGUUCAUUUUAGGUGUGACGAACCCAAAUCUUAAAGGGAAACCUUUAGCUACUCUGCUGGCAGAGGCAAUGGCUGCUGGUAAAACAGGGUCGGAGCUUCAAACGAUCGAGGAUAAUUGGCUGGCGAUGGCACAAUUGAAGACUUUUUCAGAAUGUGUUGUCGACGCUAUCAGAAAUUUGAACGUUGGAGAAGCUGAGAAGCAGAGGAGAUUGAAUGAGUGGAUGAACCAUUCGAGUUACAACAAAUGUCUCUCGAAUGAGCAAGGGCGAGAUAUUGCUGAGAGAUUAGGCCUAACCAAUCUCUUCUGGGACUGGGAUUUGCCAAGAACCAGAGAAGGAUUCUACAGGUUCAAGGGCUCUGUAAUGGCAGCAAUUGUCCGUGGCUGGGCUUUCGCCCCACACGCCGACCUAAUCUGGAUGGAAACCUCAAGCCCUGACUUGGUCGAGUGCACCAAAUUCGCCGAGGGUGUCAAGUCUAUGCACCCACAGAUCAUGUUAGCUUACAAUCUCUCCCCCUCUUUCAAUUGGGAUGCGUCUGGAAUGAACGAUCAGCAGAUGAUGGAUUUCAUACCGAGGAUUGCCAAACUAGGCUAUUGUUGGCAGUUCAUUACUCUAGCCGGAUUCCAUGCUGAUGCCCUCAUUAUCGAUACUUUUGCUAAAGAUUUUGCACGACGGGGAAUGUUGGCAUACGUCGAGAAAAUCCAGAGGGAGGAGAGGAAACAUGGAGUUGACACAUUGGCACAUCAGAAAUGGUCUGGUGCAAAUUACUAUGACAGAAUUCUGAGGACUGUCCAGGGAGGAAUCACUUCAACUGCUGCUAUGGGCAAAGGGGUGACUGAAGAACAGUUUCAAGAGACAUGGACGAGGCCGGGAACGACGACCAUGGCGACUGACGGCAGCGUCGUGAUUGCAAAGGCCAGAAUGUCAUUUGACCUGUCUAGAGUGGCCCAGUUAAUGGGUAUAGCUUUAGUCAAUGGAUGCAACACUUUCCAUUCUAAGGUGUGUAAACCCGAUGGAAGAGGAGCCACGAUGUCAGAAUGCUCCCUGACAAUGGCAAUACGACAUUCAUUCUUGUGGCAUCACCCCACUGGUGAUAAUGGCUUGGAGGUGUGA